UCCUCACCAGUCACCAGUCCUCACCAGUCACCAGUCCUCUCCAGUCACCAGUCCUCUCCAGUCAUCACCAGUCCUCACCUGUCACCAGUCUUCACCAGUCCUCUCAAGUCCUCACCAGUCCUCUCCAGUCACCAGUCCUCUCCAGUCACCAGUCCUCAUCAGUCACCAGUCCUCUCAAGUCCUCACCAGUCCUCUCCAGUCACCAGUCCUCUCCAGUCACCAGUCCUCAUCAGUCACCAGUCCUCUCAAGUCCUCACCAGUCCUCUCCAGUCACCAGUCCUCUCCAGUCACCAGUCCUCACCAGUCACCAGUCCUCUCAAGUCCUCACCAGUCCUCACCAGUGCUCACCAGUCCUCACCAGUCCUCUCCAGUCACCAGUCCUCACCAGUCACCAGUCCUCUCCAGUCCUCACCAGUGCUCACCAGUCCUCACCAGUCCUCACCAGUCUCCAGUCCUCACCAAUCACCAGUCCUCACCAGUCACCAGUCCUCUCCAGUCCUCACAAGUCACCAGUCCUCACCAGUCACCAGGCCUCACCAGUCCUCACCAGUCACCAGUCCUCACAAGUCACCAGUCCUCACCACUCACCAGUCUUGUCCAGUCCUCUCCAGUCCUCACCAGUCCUCACCAGUCACCAGUCCUCACCAGUCCUCACCAGUCACCAGUCCUCUCCAGUCCUCAAAAGUCACCAGCCCUCACAAGUCACCAGUCCUCACCAGUCACCAGUCCUCACCAGUCACCAGUCUUCACCAGUCACCAGUCCUCACCAGUCCUGUCCAGUCAUCUCCAGCCCUCUCCAGUCCUCACUAGUCACCAGUCGUCACCAGUCCUCUCCAGUACUCACCAGUCACCAGUCCUCACCAGUCACCAGUCCUCACCAGUCCUCACCAGUCCUCUCAUGUCCUCAACAGUCCUCUCCAGUCCUCACCAGUCCUCAUCAGUCCUUACCAGUCACCAGUUCUCACCAGUCCUCUCCAGUUCUCAUCUGUCCUCUCCAGUCCUCACCAGUCACCAGUCCUCACCAGUCCACAUCAGUCCUCUCCAUUCCUCACCAGUCACCAGUCCUCACAGUCCCCUCCAGUCCUCACCUGUCCUCUCUAGUCCUCACCAGUCUUCUCCAGUCCUCACCAGUCCUCACCAAUCACCAGUCCUCACCAGUCACCAGUCCUCACCAGUCAUCACCAGUCACCAGUCCUCACCAGUCCUCUCCAGUCACCAGUCCUCUCCAGUCCUCACCAGUCCUCUCCAGUCACCAGUCCUCACCUGUCACCAGUCUUCACCAGUCCUCUCAAGUCCUCACCAGUCCUCUCCAGUCCUCACCAGUCCUCUCCAGUCACCAGUCCUCACCUGUCACCAGUCUUCACCAGUCCUCUCAAGUCCUCACCAGUCCUCUCCAGUCCUCACCAGCUGCUUUAACCGGACUACCGGCCGGUUCCUCCCCGGUGUGUCAGGCUGCUUUAACCGGACUACCGGCCGGCUCCUCCCCGGUGUGUCAGGCUGCUUUAACCGGACUACCGGCCGGCUCCUCCCCGGUGUGUCAGGCUGCUUUAACCGGACUACCGGCCGGUUCCUCCCCGGCAGCAGCAGUAGCAGCUGAGGAGGAAGAGGAGGAGGAGGAAGACGUCCGGACCGUGUUUCCUGUAUGGGCAGCUGAAACCGGACAGAGAAUCAGACAUGUCCCGAAGAAAACAGGCCAAACCUCGAUCCGUGAAAG
Messenger RNA from Austrofundulus limnaeus, 1714 nucleotides. RefSeq lists its product as uncharacterized. Lineage: Eukaryota; Metazoa; Chordata; Actinopteri; Cyprinodontiformes; Rivulidae. The annotation marks the transcript as partial. The record is from RefSeq and is a predicted model, not a curated record. The transcript has 3 exons.